Messenger RNA from Filobasidium floriforme, 1356 nucleotides. RefSeq lists its product as uncharacterized. The transcript is spliced from 3 exons. Lineage: Eukaryota; Fungi; Basidiomycota; Tremellomycetes; Filobasidiales; Filobasidiaceae. Bases 1 to 1356 code for a protein of 451 amino acids. The record is from RefSeq and is a predicted model, not a curated record.
AUGUCUGACGCCGCUCGACUCGACCGCCUUGAAGCUCUCAUCAUGAAGAUGGUAGCCCCUAAUCGACCUGCAGAUGAACCUGCUCCCGAUACAUCAACAUCAAGCCGCCUUCAUGUCAUCCCUGAGCCAUACCGACGACCGAAAGCUCCAGCCCAGCCCGUGUAUAGCGAAGACGAGGCCGAAGAGGACUCAUGGGAUGGAGAGCAAGACGACCCCGAAGACCCAGAAGCUACCCCUCCCCCCCUGCCCAGACACAAACCAACCCGAGGUGAAUCAUCUGGAUAUGCACCUAGGUCGACUCAGGCCCGUAGUACUCGUGAUUCACCAGACGUCGGCCCAUCCAACCUUGCUCGACGAGCUCAUGCACUGGUACAAGCCAACAAGACUACGCCCUUCAUUCGCGCAGAGGGUAUAAGGUCUGCAGGUGCUGGUAACUUCAAGCAACGAGGCCAUGGUGGGGGCUACGCUUUUGGAGGUCAUCCUCUGCAGCAGACCUCUCGUCCUCCCAAGAAACCUGGCAAGGACGUCAAGGCUUGCAAAACCGGAAUGGUGGUCUAUAUCCCAGACGGUUCUUUUGUCAGAGACAAGUUGACCCUUGUUUCUAUCUUCAAGAGCAAAUGGGCCGGUACCAAGGAGUACCUGUCUACAGCUGGCUAUAUGCAACCUCUCCAUUUCAAGGCCCACAUGAGCGCGAAAGACAUGGUUGAACACGUUGAAACGAUCUUCAAAUCAAGCCGACCUUUACCCCGCCUCUGGUCUUGGGCCUUCCUUCAACCGGCUUCACAGAGUCUCAACCCUGCCGCUGUGUAUUCACCCUGGGAUACGACCCUCGACAAUCUCCGUGCGCGUUGCCUCGACACGCAGUUCAUCUGCAUCAUUCCGGAGACUUGGGAGACCCAGCACCACUCAGGCUUUCGGCGUGCUGUUGCUCAAGCAAUCAGCCGUGAUCCUGUGUCUUGGCAACCUCUACCCAAGACCCCCAUGGGCCCUCCCUUGAGCCAGGCAAAGAAGGGAAAGAGAAGGGCCGUACGCGAGACGUCAUCCGAAUUAGACCGGGAGGAACAGCGAUACCGCGAUGCAGAAGCGUUAGAGAUCGCUAUGGCAGAUCCGACAUGCCCAGGUUGUGGCAGAUCAUACCCUACGGACCGGCUAGAGUGGCAUGUCACCAGCUGUGCCAAGGCUAUUGCCCUGAACCAGGUGGAGAGCUCAGAAUCGGAGCCAGAAGGGGUCGUUGAUCUAGACGCCGUUCAGCGUGAAAACACGCUCGACACAGACCCAGGCGAUCGGGAUGUCAUCACGAUCGACGAUUACGACAACCUGGGCAAGAUCACUGAAGACUUCCAGGCCAUCUGCUGA